This is a messenger RNA of Spea bombifrons (plains spadefoot toad), 1855 nucleotides long. It is a transcript of the gene RABGGTA, whose product is annotated as Rab geranylgeranyltransferase subunit alpha. Gene Ontology annotation, cellular component: Rab-protein geranylgeranyltransferase complex; cytoplasm. The record is from RefSeq and is a predicted model, not a curated record. The coding region runs from base 113 to 1801 and encodes 562 amino acids. The transcript is spliced from 17 exons. Gene Ontology annotation, biological process: protein geranylgeranylation. Gene Ontology annotation, molecular function: protein binding; zinc ion binding; Rab geranylgeranyltransferase activity. NCBI's taxonomy places the organism in Eukaryota, Metazoa, Chordata, Amphibia, Anura, Pelobatidae.
UUUUUCUAAGGGAGGGGACGUUACAUUUUAGUGGUACAACCGGGCUGCUGUCAGCUGGGCGUGAGACGGAGGGAUAUUCACAGAAGGAGCUGCUCUUGAGUCCUUAUUUAAAAUGCACGGUCGGAUCAAAACAAAGACUUCAUUGGAGCAGCAGGAGGCAAAGAGGAAGGAGAGAGAAAAGAAGCUUCAACUUUAUGUCAGUGCAACACAGGCUGCCUUGAGUAAGCGAGAUGCUGGAGAACUGGAUAAAGAAGCUUUGGAACUAACAGCCCAAAUAUUGACAUUGAAUCCAGACUUUGCUUCUUUGUGGAACCUGAGAAGAGAAGCGUUUCUUCAAUUUGCAGAAAAUAGGUCAGAUGAAGAGAUGCGACCUCUCUAUUUAGCGGAGCUCUCCUUUCUUGAGAGCUGCCUGCGUAUCAGCCCAAAGUCCUAUGGCACCUGGUACCAUCGCUGUUGGGUUAUGGAGCAUAUGUCAGAGCCAGAUUGGGCCCGCGAACUGUCACUUUGUAAUCGCUUUCUGGAGAUGGAUGAACGUAACUUUCACUGUUGGGAUUACCGAAGAUUUGUCACUCAGUCCUCACAUGUAUCACUUUCUGAUGAGCUUGAGUUUACAAACAAUCUAAUUAUCAAAAACUUUUCCAACUAUUCCUCUUGGCAUUACCGUAGCAAACUGCUUCCUCAGAUCCACCCAGACCCUUUGCGACUUGGUCGAGUAACUGAAGAGGCCCUCCUGGCUGAACUUGAGCUGGUACAAAAUGCUUUCUUCACUGACCCCAAUGACCAGAGUGCUUGGUUUUAUCAUCGUUGGCUUCUUGGCAGAGCGGAUAAACCCCUCUCCAUUCGAUGCCUCUUAGUCAAUCUAGAAGGACCUUGGCUGUCUGUAACAUUUUCUCAACCAGUCAAUGUAAAAGGAGAUCUAAUAUUGUUUAUCAACGAUAAGCCUGUUAUGGUUUCCUGGAAAGCCCCUGGAGGAAAAGCAAAGCCAAGUUUGCUCUGGGUAUGUGACCUACCCCAGGAGUCUGUAAAAGACCUUUGCAGCGAGUGUAAGUUCCAGGUUCUUUGGAAUGAUGGAGAGGCACAGAAAGAAUGCAUUUUAUAUCCAGGAAGAAACGAAACUUGGUGUUGUGAUUCUGCUACAAGUGAACAAAUAUUCCGGUUGGAACUCUCAGAGGGUAAAAGCAACAUUUUGCAGCAUGAGUUAAAGUCCUGCAAGGAGCUUCAGGAGCUGGAGCCUGAUAAUAAAUGGUGCCUCCUGACUAUUAUUCUGCUAAUGCGAGCGCUGGAUCCUUUAUCCUACCAGAAGGAAUCUAUCUCCUAUUUUGAUACUCUAAAGGCUGUUGACCCAAUGCGCUCUGGUUAUUAUGAUGAUCUGUGCAGCAAGUUCCAGGUGGAAAAUGCGAUAUUAAAAAUGGAAUAUGCAGAGGCCCGUGUUAUAACUCUUGCAGGAAAGGGGCUGACAAGGUUAUGCCACCUGGACCAUCUGGUGUUAGUCACGCACAUGGAUAUCUCUUCCAAUCGGCUUCAGGCUCUUCCUAGCGACUUGUCCAUGUUGAGAUGUGUGGAGGUGCUUGAAUGUGACAACAAUGAGAUUUUGCAUCUACAAGGAGUGUGGAACUUGCCACGACUGGAGGAGUUGUCAUUGCAGUGCAACAAAAUCCACUAUGUGCAUGACCUCCAACCUCUUACCAGCUGCCCUCGUCUUUCAGUGCUUCGUUUGCAAGGUAACCCCCUGUGUGAAAAUCCAGAGGCCAAGUUGGAGUUGGAAGCGCUUCUCCCCCAUGUGAACACCAUUGAGUUGUAACAUUUUUAAUUCUAACUAAGCUUCUCACUCCUCAAUAAAUACUGUUUACUGGAA